UUUUAUUUUUAGGUGAAUUAGCUGAAUAUAUCCUAGUAUCCAAUAUGGAAGGAACAAUUUUAUUGAUUCUUAGUUUGCUGAAAAGUUAUUCAUUCACAGAUGCUGCCUUUACUUACACUCCAUUGGAGACUGGAUUCUGUGAGAGUACAAAUGCCAAUUUGACAUGGGUUUUUGAUAAUGCAGGAGCACAAUCAGCUGUUGAAUGGACAGUCAAUGACACAAUAUCAAUUGCCAGACUCUUUGGUGGGUCAACAUUCGUAGAGGGAACAGGAUAUAGUGGAAAACUUCAGAAUGAUGGAAAUGGAGGACUUAUUAUAAAAGGAGUAACACCGGCAGACAGUGGAAAGUAUAAAUGUGCAGUUAGCUACAAUGAUGGGACACCUCAAGCUACCAAUGAACAAACAGUAACAAUAUAUAGGACUCUUAAUACUAAGUUGGAUAUAUUGGAGAAAAAAACAGAUUCCAAGGAGGAGGCAGAGUUAACAUCAUCUUUAGUUGAUUCAUCUAUCACAUACACAUGGAAUUCUGCAUAUUUUACAAAUUUUCCUACUGAAUCAUCCAUAACUGUGUCUGAGAAUGGUGAAUACAGACUUUGCAUAAGUGGAGGAAAAGCACAAUGCCUCAACCAGACCUUGAGUAACUGUGUGAAUUAUACAGUAUCUGGAUUACAAGAAUGUGUAUUGGAAACUAUAUUUUCUGAUGCUAAAUGA
This is a messenger RNA of Saccostrea echinata, 710 nucleotides long. RefSeq lists its product as uncharacterized. Lineage: Eukaryota; Metazoa; Mollusca; Bivalvia; Ostreida; Ostreidae. The record is from RefSeq and is a predicted model, not a curated record. The coding region runs from base 45 to 710 and encodes 221 amino acids. The transcript is spliced from 5 exons.